GACAUCAAAGAAUGGCCAGAAAUUUUGACUCUGCAGCUGAAGAGAUUUGAGAUGACCCUCACAAAAACUGAAUUUUAUUUCUGGAAAAAUGAAUGCAAAGUUGAGAUUUCUUCAAAUAUUCAGCUAGAUUCUUUAAAGUGUGGACCUUCUCCAAACUAUGAGCUGUAUGUCAUCAUUAACCACCAUGGUUCAUAUGUUAGCGGCCAUUAUGAUGCUCUCAUCAAGGAUGACAGUGAUAACUGGUAUCAUUUUGAUGAUCACAGUGUUCAAAAGAUGCAUCAUACAGACAACCUCAUUGGCAGAUCUCAGUCAGCAUACUUGCUGAUGUACAGAACAGUCAAAGUCAAGAAUGACGAUUUGAAAGCAGGAGAGUCUGCUACAGCAAACUACAGACUACAGACAAAUACCAGUGAAGGCAAAAGUAGGAUUGUCGACAUGUUAGACAAAACAAAAAAGAAGGAUCUUGAAAGAAAGAACAACCCUGGACAAGCACAGGUGAAUAAGUCAAAGGAGCCUGGACAAGCACAGGUGAACAAGUCAAAGGAGCCUGGACAAGCACAGGUGCUUGAGAACAAACCUGCUGACGCUGAGUUGAGAUCUUGUCAUAUUAAAGAGGAAGGCUGUGCUGUUCUGAAUUCAGCUCUGAGAUCAAACCCAUCACAUCUAAGAGAACUGGACCUGAGUCAGAAUGACAUUAGAGAUUCUGGAGUGAAACAGCUUUCAGAACUACUGAAACAUCCUCAGUGUGAGCUGGAGAAACUGUGGUUGAGAUCUUGUGGUAUGCGCGAGAUUGGUUGUACUGAUCUGAGUUCAGCUCUGAGAUCAAACCCGUCACAUCUAAGAGAACUGGACCUGAGUCAGAAUGACAUUAGAGAUUCAGGAGUGAAACGGCUUUCAUAUCUACUACAGGAUCCUCGCUGGAAACUGGAGAAACUGUGGUUGAGAUCUUGUCAUAUUAAAGAGGAAGGAUGUGCUGUUCUGAGUUCAGCUCUGAGAUCAAACCCCUCACACCUAAGAGAGCUGGACUUAAGUGACAAUUUAAUUACCAAUAGUGGAGUUAAUUGGCUUUCAGAUCUACUGAACCAUCCUCGGUGUGAGCUGGAGAAACUGUGGUUGAGAUCUUGUGGUAUGUGCGAGAUUGGUUGUACUGAUCUGUGUUCAGCUCUGAGAUCAAACCCAUCACAUCUAAGAGAACUGGACCUGAGUCAGAAUGACAUUAGAGAUUCAGGAGUGAAACAGCUUUCAGAUCUACUGAAACAUCAUUACUGUAAACUGCAGAAACUGUGGUUGAGAUCUUGUGGUAUGUGCGAGAUUGGUUGUACUGUUCUGAGUUCAGCUCUGAGAUCAAACCCGUCACAUCUAAGAGAACUGGACCUGAGUCAGAAUGACAUUAGAGAUUCAGGAGUGAAACAGCUUUCAGAACUACUGAAACAUCAUAACUGUAAACUGCAGAAACUGUGGUUGAGAUCUUGUGGUAUGUGCGAGAUUGGUUGUACUGAUCUGAGUUCAGCUCUGAGAUCAAACCCGUCACAUCUAAGAGAACUGGACCUGAGUCAGAAUGACAUUAGAGAUUCAGGAGUGAAACAGCUUUCAGAACUACUGAAACAUUCUCAAUGUGAGCUAGAGAAACUGUGGUUGAGAUCUUGUGGUAUGCGCGAGAUUGGUUGUACUGAUCUGUGUUCAGCUCUGAGUUCAAACCCGUCACAUCUAAGAGAACUGGACCUGAGUCAGAAUGACAUUAGAGAUUCAGGAGUGAAACAGCUUUCAUAUCUACUACAGGAUCCUCGCUGGAAACUGGAGAAACUGUGCCUGAAGUCCAGCUAUAUCAGAUAUACAUACUAUGAUGCCCCAAGCUCAGACAAUGUAUAUCAGAGAGAGAACAACACAGAAGAACUGGUGACCAGUUUCAGAAAACUUCAUGUUUAAGAAAGCAUUUAAUAGGAUAUAUGUAAAUCGCACCUGUUUCUCAUUAUGGAUUGCCAUGUGCAUCCUGUUCUCACACCCGAAGCAUUAAAUACUGAAGCUAAGUGGCUUACACUGCCAGUCUAAGCCCAGGGCAGUCUCACACGGGAGGCUUUCAGAAGAUUUCAUCAGAAGCUCGGAAGUCUUUGGAUAUUAUUGUGUGUUUAACCGCAAUAUGUUUGAUUGUAUUUAAAAAAUAUUUGGUUAAGUGACAUUAUACUAUCAUGUGCUGUAGAUAUUUUGGAUCCCCUAAACCUAACACUUCUCAACAAUACAAAACAAGUAACAGGCAGAUAAAUUUACAGCCACAAUAACAAUAAUAUAUAGAUAUUUUUGGCACCUAAACCAGGGUAUGAAACAAACUCUUUUGCCCACCUGCCAAAGUGGCGUGUGGAUGCCCAUUUCACCAGCAAGGUCAUUUUUUUUACCAACCAUAUAUAGAAUUUUUACAAAAAAUAUAUAUAUAAUUUUAACAAUGUAUAUAACAUACUGUAUGCCUAAUUAUUAUUAUCAUUAUUAUACAUUUGCAACAUGCAAUUGGAGGCUAAAGAGCAAGCACAGAAGAUAAACUGCUUGUUCAAACAUCAUUUUUGAGGUUGUGAUUUAUGAUGUAACACAUGACAAUUCACCUGUAGCCCAAUGUUGUUGCAUGUUAUUUGCUUUGUAUGGUAACAUACACAGCCACAAAUAUUUGGAAUUAGGCAAUGUCAAAAUGGAGAGCUUGGAGAGUUGCAUUCACAGUGCAUACUGUUCAAAACCUGCAUUGCUUUGAGAAAAUAAAGCAAUCUAAACUUCCAAGCACCUUCCGAGAUGGUUUGAGAUCAUAUGCACCAUUCUUAUAUACAACACUAUUCAUGCAAACUGUUUUCAGAUGACUAAAAACAGAGGGAAAAAAAGUGAAAACUCUUCACAUGCGCAGGUUCCACAAGACACCAUUGCAGCUAAACAAAUAGCAAAUUAGACUUUUUCAUAAUUUCUUAAAUAUAAUCAAUUGUCUUUGUGUCUAAUGACAUUUCUUGUCAUGUGUCACUGUGAGACGUCUCACAGGUCACCUGCCACAGUGUCAGGUCGAUGAGCAAAGUUACCCGCAACAGCGCAUGAAAUACCUGCAUUUGGCGGGUGGCAGAUGCUAAUUUCAUACCCUGAUCUAACCCCACUCCUACGCCUAAACCUUACCACUUCUCAGCUGUAGAAAUAAGUAACAGGCAGAUAUAUGUACAGUAACAACAUAUGAAUUUUUUUAAAUUACAAGAAAAAAAAAAAACAGCACCUUAAACAUAUUCCAAACAACUUCUGCUGCAUUAAAGUCCUCUGAAGUGAUAACUAUGUGUGAGGAACAAAGUAAAACUGAGGGUUUUGAUUGUAAAAAUGUUCCUCUCCGUGAAUACAGUUAUAUCCAAGGAGCUCUAAAAUACAGGCCAUAUCUCAUUCAUAAGAUAAAUUAUUUUAGACUUUGGCAUGUUGCAGUCAGUCAAGACAUGCGAGAGCCAAUGGCAUUUGACGUCACCGACAUCAAACCGGUUUCAUAAUGCUUCUUGAGGUGGCAAUUGUAUUUGUUAUGGUGGAUGGAGAUUAUCACAGAAUACAGACUUAAAUUUGGGUCUGUUCCUCACAAAGCAAUUGCAUGGCCUUAAAAGACUUGGAAUGCAGCACGAGUCCUUUGGAACACUUUUAUUGUUAUUUAAAAAAAAAUUAUUGACUACUGUGGACUCUGUGCAGGGCAGCUAGCCUACAUAUUUUUGGUAAAGUCUCGGGGCGAUAUUGAACUUCCGGUAGUGUAUUCAGCCACCUUAAAACUGUCAAAAGAGUUGCAGCAAACUACUCUUUUUUUCUAAAAUAAAACAUUGUAUCAUAACAAAUGCAAUAAUUAUAUAGUAAAAGUAUACAAAUAAUCUAAUUAAUGACCUCCAAUAAGUUUAAAUAUAUACCACUUGAAGCUUGAAGAACGGAAAAGUGUGUGCAAAGUGUUCAAAUUACACUUACAUCCAGCAGUUGCAGUGGUUUACAUGCGAGGAAUACAACAACACAAGCAAUCCAUGUGCAUAGAAAGCACAAACCGUUUUAGAGCUAGAGUCAUCUUGACCUCAUAGGAAUAAAGUUACCUCAGUGCUACGCUAGAUGCAAGUACACCACCUGAGGCAAAACACGGAAGCAACCGCGUGUAGAGUCUAUUAUCUGCAUUUAAAAUAUUUUAUAUUGUUGAAAAGAGGUUUGGUUAGGAGAUAAGGGUGGGGUUAGGCACUAUAGGCACAAUAAUUUUACUAGCACUACACUAUUGUAUCAGUAUUUUUGUGGCUGACUGUUUAAAUUAAAUAUAAACAAACAUAACAUGUCAUGAAGACAAAAUGAUGCCCCGACAUGAUUACAUGAUUCAUGAGAAUAUGAUUUCAUUAUAAAAUGCACAUCAUGUCAGUCUACUGACACCAAAGUUUUCCGACCAUGUUGCAAUGAAGACGUUAGGAUGUGCAUUUAUGAGUUACAUUCGUGUCACAAUUCUGCAAGUGCAAGAUGAUAUUUUUAGGGUUCAAAAAUUUUCUGUUCACAUUCAAAUACAUUUUAUUUGAGUGCAAAAAUUAUCUUUGUGCUCUCAAAACAUUGAAUGCACAGAACUUUUUUGUGUGCUCAAAAAUAUAAUUCGGUUCACUCAAAAUAUCAUCUUACGUGCACAGAAAAUGUUUGUGCGCUCAAUAUCAUCCAAUGUGCACAAAAUAAAAUCUUGAGCGCACAACUUUUUUUGUACUCUCAAAUAUCCAUUUGCGCACUCAAAAUGUAAUCUUGCGCUAGCACAAUUGUGGCACAAAUAUAACUUCAUAUGCUUUUGGCAUCUACACUGGCAGCCAAAAGUUUGUGAUAAUGUACAGAUUUUGCUCUUAUGGAAAGAAAUUGGUACUAUUAUUCACCAAAGUGGCAUUCAGCUGAUCACAAUGUAUAGUCAGGACAUUAAUAACGUGAAAAAUUACUAUUACAAUUUGAAUAAAAUGUUCAGAACUUCUUAAACUACUUCAAAGAGUUCUCAUCAAAAAAUCCUCCACGUGCAGCAAUGACAGCUUUGCAGAUCCUUGUUAUUCUAGCUGUCAGUUUGUCCAGAUACUCAGGUGACAUUUCACCCCACACUUCCUGUAGCACUUGCCAUAGAUGUGGCUGUCUUGUCGGGCACUUCUCACACACCUUACAGUCUAGCUGAUCCCACAAAAGCUCAAUGGGGUUAAGAUCCAUAACACUCUUUUCCAAUUAUCUGUUGUCCAAUGUCUGUGUUUCUUUGUCCACUCUAACCUUUUCUUUUUGUUUUUCUGUUUCAAAAGUGGCUUUUUCUUUGCAAUUCUUCCCAUAAGGCCUGCACCCCUGAGUCUUCUCUUUACUGUUGUACAUGAAACUGGUGUUGAGCGGGUAGAAUUCAAUGAAGCUGUCAGCUGAGGACAUGUGAGGCGUCUAUUUCUCAAACUAGAGACUCUGAUGUACUUAUCCUCUUGUUUAGUUGUACAUCUGGUCUUCCACAUCUCUUUCUGUCCUUGUUAGAGCCAGUUGUCCUUUGUCUUUGAAGACUGUAGUGUACACCUUUGUAUGAAAUGAGUUUUUUGGCAAUUUCAAGCAAUGUAUAUCCUUCAUACCUCAAAACAAUGAUUGACUGACGAGUUUCUAGAGAAAGUUGUUUCUUUUUUGCCAUUUUUGACCUAAUAUUGACCUUAAGACAUGCCAGUCUAUUGCAUACUGUGGCAACUCAAAAACAAACACAAAGACAAUGUUAAGCUUCAUUUAAUUAACCAAAUAGCUUUCAACUGUGUUUGAUAUAAUGGCAAGUGAUUUUCUAGUACCAAAUGAUCAAUUUAUCAUGAUUACUCAAGGAUAAGGUGUUGGAGUGAUGGCUGCUGUCUAGAUUUGAUCAAAAAUGACUUUUUUCAAAUAGUGAUGGUGCUGUUUUUUACAUCAGUAAUGUCCUGACUAUACUGUGUGAUCAGUUGAAUGCCACUUUGGUGAAUUUCCUUCCGAAAUAGCAAAAUUUGUACAUUAUUACAAACUUUUGGCCACCAGUGUAAAUAGUGAUGGGCAAGGCUUGUGUACAAGCUGCAUUAUUUGACGCCUUGGGAGUGAGAACAGUUUGGCAUGUGUGAACUCAGCACUAAACAUAAAAGGCUUAAGAUUCGUUUAUUUGUUUCUUUGUUUCAAUCAGAAAAAAAGUGUAACUUGAUGUGAUCUUAUAUAAUUGGCUGUUAAACAUCUAUCCAACAAUAUGUUUGUUAUUUUCCUAAUGCAUAUGAAGAUUGUCUUUCAAAAACACCAAAAUCAGUUGUGCUGCAUUUAAUAAACAUUUUAAUACUAUUUAAAUUCUAUAUACAGGAUAUGGAUCUUUUACAUUACACUUAUUCUUGAUAUACUGUGUGAAAAUAAAUAAAUCAUAACAAAUAAAUAAAUGCAAUGUA
Molecule: messenger RNA, 6380 nt
Organism: Myxocyprinus asiaticus (Chinese sucker)
Lineage: Eukaryota; Metazoa; Chordata; Actinopteri; Cypriniformes; Catostomidae
Product: ribonuclease inhibitor-like
Exons: 15
Coding region: 52-1926 (624 amino acids)
Biological process (GO): protein deubiquitination; regulation of inflammatory response
Cellular component (GO): cytoplasm
Molecular function (GO): cysteine-type deubiquitinase activity; protein binding
Source: RefSeq, a predicted model, not a curated record